AAGUGGCAUGACAGCGCAUGACCUGUGUCAAAGUGCCAUCCUCCACACCUAUAAAAAAAAAAAAUUCUUCUUUCUUUUGUAGCCCGACACGUAAUAAGAAUUUUACCGACAGAAAAAACAAAAACUUAGAUAUUUCUGACAAACUCAGUCACAAAAAGUCAGAUGCCACAUUUUCUCAAGUCACAUAUCAACGGUGGAGAUUGCAUUCAUCAACGUCAACAGCAUCUGUCCCCGUCGAUUUGCUCAGGUUUCUUAACCUUGUUUCCCCAGAAGAUAAUAGAAGAAUAUAUAUUUCCAUAUAAAGGAAAAUUCAUAAAUCAUUUCAUUUCCUUUCUUGAACAACAACCAGACAGCAGCAGCAGCAGCCAUUUCUCUCUCUCAUUUCGAACGCAGACCCCGAAACCCACCAACGAAGAUGAUGAGGAAUAAGAUCAAGAUCAAGAAGAUUGACUACUUGCCUGCAAGGCAGGUGACCUUCUCAAAAAGGAGAAGAGGGCUCUUCAAGAAAGCUGCAGAGCUAUCUGUUCUGUGUGAAUCUGAGGUGGCAGUUGUCAUCUUUUCUGCUACUGGCAAGCUUUUUCAUUAUUCAAGCUCAAGUACCAAGGAUGUUAUUGAAAGGUACAACGCAGACAUAAAUGGUGUCGAAAAAUCGAACAAUCAAGAGAUUGAGCUGCAGCUGGAGAAUGAAAACCACAUCAAACUGAGUAAGGAACUCGAGGAGAAGAGCCGCCAGCUGAGGCAGAUGAAAGGUGAGGAUCUUGAAGGGCUGAAUCUGGAUGAGUUGCUGAAGUUGGAGCAAGUGGUGGAAGCAAGCCUUGGCCGUGUCAUGGAAACUAAGGAAGAGCUGAUUAAGAGUGAGAUUAUGGCACUUGAAAGAAAGGGAGCUGAGCUAGUUGAAGCCAACAACCAGCUAAGGCAGACGGUAAGCAACUACCACAAUCAUAUGGUGAUGUUAUCCGGAGGAAAUACUGGACCUGCGCUUAUGGAUCCGGAGAGGUUGAAUAAUAAUAUUGAAGGUGGAGGAGAAGAAGAAGGCAUGUCAGCUGAAUCUGCUAUCUCCACCACCUGCAACAGUGCUGUCAGUCUCUCUCUUGAAGAUGACUCCUCCGAUGAGGUCACUUUGUCUCUCAAACUGGGGCGUUAAGAAGUGGAGAAAGAUGAAAGUUUACUCUCCUUAUAACUAAAUAAACAAAGUUGAGGUAUUGUAAGAUAUCAGUAAUUGUGUGUCUUAACUCGACAUAACUUUGAAAAAUUAUCAAAGGGAGGGUGACUGUGUGUUGUAUCUAAACCUAUGCGUUACAUGCAAGCUUGAAAUUGCUCUGACUUUGUAUUGUAUUUAAAACUCUGUAUUAAUGCAGCUUGCAUGGUGAGUUAUGUUGAUUUUGAA
Molecule: messenger RNA, 1387 nt
Organism: Prunus dulcis (almond)
Lineage: Eukaryota; Viridiplantae; Streptophyta; Magnoliopsida; Rosales; Rosaceae
Product: MADS-box protein JOINTLESS-like
Exons: 9
Coding region: 416-1144 (242 amino acids)
Biological process (GO): positive regulation of transcription by RNA polymerase II
Cellular component (GO): nucleus
Molecular function (GO): RNA polymerase II cis-regulatory region sequence-specific DNA binding; DNA-binding transcription factor activity, RNA polymerase II-specific; protein dimerization activity
Source: RefSeq, a predicted model, not a curated record